ACCCCAACUUUGGUAGAUGGUGGUGAAUUGAUACAGCGGACAAGUCCUACACGAAUUCGUCCUGGAAUCCACUGCCAACCAUGUACAAUCGUACAAAAUGCCACAAUGCCCAGAGAUCUCAUUAACUGAGUGUUGUACUGAGUACCAUAACACCUUGUUUCGUGUCGGCGGCGACUCAACCUACUCGCCAUAUGUUCACGAGCAGAUCCAUCCGUCUAAUUAAUCUUCCUCGCCGAAUAUCCUCAUCUACACCCCUGGAAGUAAAGUGGAAGUUCCACCCAGGUCCUCGACUCGGAAUUCAGUCUAGAAACAUGGCGACCAACGGCGUCCAAACCAAUGGUGUCAACGGCACGAGUAUCAAGCACGACUUUUCAACACUCAAAGUCAAUCAGUCGCGGCUCCUCGACGCCAUUCACACAGGGUGCAAGUUCGGAGCAGACCAUCGAUAUGGCGACCAUCCAACAGAAACCGGCAUGGCACGACUCAGUCUCAACGAUGCCGACAAGCAAGUUCGCGAUUGGUUUACCGCCACGGCAAAGGCUUUGAACUGCGUCGUCACUGUUGAUCAGAUGGGAAAUCAAUUCGCCGUGCGUGCAGGAAAGAAUGCCUCCGCUCCUCCUAUCAUGAUGGGCUCACACUUGGACACCCAACCCACCGGUGGACGUUAUGAUGGAAUCCUCGGCGUCAACUCGGGCUUGGAGGUUCUCAAGGUACUACACGAGAACAACUGGGACACCGAAGGCAGUGUCGGUGUUGUCAACUGGACCAACGAAGAGGGUGCACGGUUUCCUAUGAUGGCUGUCUCCUCAGGCGUCUGGGCUGAUGUUGUUCCUCUUGAGACGGCCUGGAACUUGGCUGAGGUUUCACCUGGCGAAGAUGGCCAGCAUAAGACGAUGAAGCAGGAGCUCGAGAGGAUUGGAUAUCUGGGUCCUCAACCAGCCUCGUACAAGGCUUUUCCCAUGGCAGCUCAUUUCGAGGUGCACAUUGAGCAAGGUCCCAUCUUGGAAACAGAGAAGCGACGGGUGGGUGUGGUCAAGGGUGUCCAGGCCUUUAAAUGGUUCGAGAUCACGGUCAAAGGACGCGACUCCCACGCUGGAACCACGCCGUUCAGCGCCCGCAUGGAUUCCAUGUUGUGCGCAGCCAAGUUGAUUGUCGAAUCUAACGCCAUCGCCAAAAGGCACAAUGGCUUGUCCACCACCGGCAUCCUCACUGGCCAACCAGGCUCAGUCAACACCAUGGCGCAUACCGUCACCUUCACACUCGACAUUCGACACACGGCCGACGACAAGCUGGCUGAGAUUGAAAAGGAGUGUCGUGUACAUUUUGCCCGAAUUGCGGAAAAGGAAUGUGAAAAGGGCUGCACAGUGGCCUGGAAAGAACUGGUCGACAGUCCAGCCGUCAACUUCCAUGCUGAUUGUAUUGCCGCUGUCGAGGCUAGUACUAAGGAAGUCUGUCAAGCUCUGCCCUCGACGUCCGACGAUGGUCAAUUGUGGAAAUACAUGAUCAGCGGAGCUGGCCACGACAGUUGUUAUACGAAUCGCCGCUGUCCGACAAGUAUGAUAUUCACCCAAACAAAAGACGGUAUUAGUCACAACCCUCAAGAGUAUUGUAGUCCCGAGGACUGUGCUAUAGGAGCCCAGGUUUUGCUGGGAGCCGUUUUAAGAUAUGACAAGCUCCGAGCCGAGCGAGGAGAUUUCUCGUGACCUCGCUCUAUCACCCUUUCCCAGGUAUCUCUUUCGCAGCGCUUCUUGGCGACAUCGUAUCAGAAAUCCGGUCGCGAUCAAUGCGACAAGUAGGUCCGUGUCAGAGUGGUGUGGCAGGCCGUAUGCUACAGAUGAGGCAUGCGGAAAAUGUCGUGGGUGGAUAGUGGUUGUCCACAUAUGCAGCAACGCCAUGCCGCUUAAUAUCUGGCCCAAUUAGCGUCGACGUUGAUCGAAUGAAUGCCUUUGGCCCUUCACAAAAUACCUUGAAUAAAAUCUUGUAACCAUGUUGUUCAAGUCAAACAUUGACAUGUCGUUCGUGACGGGAUUCAU
Messenger RNA from Exophiala mesophila, 2033 nucleotides. RefSeq lists its product as uncharacterized. Gene Ontology annotation, molecular function: hydrolase activity, acting on carbon-nitrogen (but not peptide) bonds, in linear amidines. The record is from RefSeq and is a predicted model, not a curated record. NCBI's taxonomy places the organism in Eukaryota, Fungi, Ascomycota, Eurotiomycetes, Chaetothyriales, Herpotrichiellaceae. The coding region runs from base 192 to 1703 and encodes 503 amino acids. The transcript has 2 exons.